Lactuca saligna is the source of this 1411-nucleotide messenger RNA. The record is from the annotation of a GenBank genome assembly. NCBI's taxonomy places the organism in Eukaryota, Viridiplantae, Streptophyta, Magnoliopsida, Asterales, Asteraceae.
AUGAACCUUAGUGAGUGGGUGCUUCCCUUUCUCCAAAAGUUUUCCCCUGUUUCCUGUUUCCUCAUCGACAGAUCAGAUCUCUCUGUUAGUUUUGAAUCACUUUCAUCAUAUGAACUAAAGAAGGCAUACAGAAAGGCUGCAAUAAAGAAUCAUCCUGACAAAGGUGGUGACCCUGAGAAGUUCAAGGAAUUGUCACAAGCAUAUGAAGUUCUUAGUGAUCCAGAAAAAAGAGAGAUUUAUGAUGAAUAUGGUGAAGAUGCUUUGAAAGAGGGUAUGGGAGGUGGCGGCAGUUCAUCUGAGAGCCCAUUUGAUAUCUUUGAGCAGUUUUUUGGUGGUGGUGGUGGUUUUGGUGGUGGAUUUGGUGGUGGAGGUAGUUCAAGAAGUAGGAAGAAGCAAGGAGAAGAUGUGAAACAAGUUCUAAAGGUCUCUUUAGAAGAAGUGUAUAAUGGUGUUACAAAGAAACUCUCCCUUUCAAGGAAUAUCUUGUGCAAAAAGUGUAAAGGGAAAGGUUCGAAAAGUGGUGCUUCAUCAAGAUGCUUUGGAUGUCAAGGAUCUGGAAUGAGGGUGACAACCAGGCAAAUUGGCCCAGGAAUGAUCCAACAAAUGCAACAUGUUUGUCCUGAAUGUAGAGGCUCUGGAGAAUCGAUAAGUGAGAGAGAUAGAUGCCAACAGUGUAAAGGAAAGAAGGUGACACAGGAGAAGCGAGUGCUUGAAGUUCAUGUUGAAAAAGGAAUGCAAAAUGGUCAAAAGAUUCUUUUUCAGGGUCAAGCUGAUGAAGCUCCUGAUACAGUUACAGGAGACAUUGUAUUCAUUGUGCAACUGAAAGAACACCCAAAAUUCAAGAGAAAACAAGACGAUCUUUAUGUGGAACACAAUGUCACCUUAACUGAAGCUCUUUGUGGCUUUCAAUUUGUUCUCACUCAUCUCGAUGGAAGACAACUUCUCAUCAAAACUAACCCUGGACAAGUCAUUAAACCUGAUCAAUACAAAGGAAUCAACGACGAGGGUAUGCCACAAUACCAAAGACCAUUCAUGAAGGGCAAAUUAGUAAUUCACUUCAACGUAACCUUCCCUGAACCGGGGGCACUAACACCCGAAAAAUGCAAAAUUCUUGAGACGAUUUUACCCUCAAGCACAAGCUCAUCUUCAAUGUCAGUGGAUGAAUGUGAAGAGACGAUUUUACAUGAUGUAAAUAUGGAAGAAGAAAUGAGGAGAAAAGAACAUCAGAGACAACAAGAAGCUUAUGAUGAUGAUGAUGACGAUGAACCUGGAAUGCAACGUGUUGGGUGUAACCAGCAAUAAAAAAUAAUAUUUCACCGUUUUGGAGAGGAUUAUUAUUUAUAUGAUAUGAUAUUUUGAAGUUUUUUUUUUUUUUUUGACUGGCUGAUAUUAUUAUAUUUUUUGUUUUUAG